Messenger RNA from Camelina sativa (false flax), 773 nucleotides. NCBI's taxonomy places the organism in Eukaryota, Viridiplantae, Streptophyta, Magnoliopsida, Brassicales, Brassicaceae. The record is from RefSeq and is a predicted model, not a curated record.
CUUAAUCCAUCGCCAACCGGCAAAAAUGACGUCAUCUUCACCGUCUCCACAAGCCUCCAUGCUUUUGUACUGGCACGAUAGCCAAUACGACGACCGCAACUUCCAGAUUCAUGGCCGAACACUCUUCUUCGCCGUGGCUCUGUUAUCCGUCGUCUUCGUCUUCGCUCUACUCACUCUCUACAUCCACCGGAGCUGCCUACCACACACUCCCGCCACUAUUAUCCACGAGCCGUCUCCUGAUCAACACACGCUCUGCGUCCGAGGAGGGCUUGAUCCGGCGACGAUUAGAAGCUUGCCCGUGGUGCUUUUCCGGAGAGAAGCGGCGGAGGAUGAGGAUGAGGAGGAGGAGUGUUGUAUAUGUCUCGGUGGUUUCGAGGAAGGGGAUAAGAUGAAACUGCUUCCUCCGUGUAGCCAUUGUUACCACUGCGAAUGUGUGGAUCGGUGGCUUAAGACCGAGUCGAGUUGUCCGCUAUGCAGAGUUUCCAUCCGAGUGGACUCGUCCAUGUCGUUGCCAAGGCAAUGAGACAGCUAGAGUGAUAGUGAUUAAAGAUAUUAAUAUGUUUUUUUUUUGUCAUUGGGUGAGUCAAAGAUAUUAGUUAACAUUUUGCAUGGCCGUGGAUGGAGAGGAAGAUAUUUUAUACACACACACACGAAUGGUUAUGGUUUCUCUAACAAAAUUUAAUUUUCCUAUUAUGUCUUUAUCAUUGAUCGUAAGUUUUGAUAAACUUCUAUUAUUAAAAACGUACAAUGAUGGACAUUCUUUGUGUAGAUAA